Messenger RNA from Cynocephalus volans (Philippine flying lemur), 672 nucleotides. RefSeq names its product basic salivary proline-rich protein 3-like. The transcript is spliced from 2 exons. Bases 1 to 672 code for a protein of 223 amino acids. Lineage: Eukaryota; Metazoa; Chordata; Mammalia; Dermoptera; Cynocephalidae. The record is from RefSeq and is a predicted model, not a curated record.
AUGCUCAGUAUCCAGAGAGGGUCAGAGCGACCCGGAAAAGAGAGGAAACAGUUGCUGAAUCAAACCUCCUCUUCUGGCUUCGGAGACCGGGAGUCGGAGGCGUCAGGAGAGGGGAGCGCGACCCCUCCGCGCCGAGCCGGGGCGCCCCCGCCUCCCCCGGGCCAGCGGUCAGCAGCCCGAGCCCAGGGCCAGCCCCGGCCGUGGGGAGCGCCCUCCUCGCCGUGCCCUCGGCGAGCAGCGGCCGGCCCCCUCCGGGAGCCCGGGAGCGGCGGCCGAUCAGCUGAGACCGGCCGGCCCGAGGCUCCCCGCGCCACCCCGGCCCCCCGGAACGCGGGCCCCAGCCCCGGGGGGCGGAGAGGGCGGGAGCGGCGCGGCGCGCCGGGCUGGGGGCCCGGACUCUCCUCGCGUCUCCCCCUCAGCCCGGGCUCCGCGCUGCGGGACGAGCCCCCCGGCUACUCCCCAGUCGCAGAGGAGGGAUUCCGGGGGAUGGGCCCCCUGGCGUUGCCCCUCCUCCCGGAGCGCCCCCUGCCCAGGAUAGACAGAGCGGCGACAGGCCCAGCCGCUGGGAAGGUGCUCUGCGAGCCGCCGCCGCCGCCGCCGCUGCCGCUGCCGGGGAGGGGUGUUGUUUCCCUCACACAGGAGGAGCCGCUGAAGCAGCCGCCGCCAUUUUGA